Molecule: messenger RNA, 1433 nt
Organism: Girardinichthys multiradiatus
Lineage: Eukaryota; Metazoa; Chordata; Actinopteri; Cyprinodontiformes; Goodeidae
Product: nuclear factor 7, ovary-like
Exons: 1
Coding region: 120-1337 (405 amino acids)
Source: RefSeq, a predicted model, not a curated record
GGAACACCAGGAAUGCUGCAGGUGGUAACAAAGAGGACCGGCUGCUAACGGCAAUCAAGAACUACAAGCUUUUUCCAAAAGUGAAAGUAGCUGUGCAGUUCAGUAGGACAUUUAGAGUCAUGGCUUCAAAGCAAAGGGAAAAUCUUCUGUGCCCAAUUUGCCAGGAAAUGUAUGAGAAUCCAGUUAUCCUGACAUGUGAGCACAGCUUCUGUAUCUACUGUUUAAAGACAAACUGGGCAGACAGAAAAACUACGGAGUGUCCGAUCUGUAAGAGAAGGUAUUCAAAGGAAUUACCUCCACUACACUUUGCACUAAAGAUGGAGUGUGAUGAGUUAAGAACAUUGGGAUCUGAGCUGGUCUGCAGUCUGCAUGCACAGAAACACUUCUUCUGUCUGGAUGAGCUGCAGCUGGUCUGCAGCAUUUGCAGAGAUUCUGAAACGCACAAGCACAGAUUCCAGCUCACUGAAGAAGCAGGACAGGAGUCCAAAAAAUCCCUCCAAGAUAUCCUAAAGCCCUUAAAAAAGAAACUGAGGCUCAUCCAUGAAGUGGAAGGAAGCUGUGAUCAAACUGCCAAUCACAUCAAAUAUCAGGCUGAAAGCACCGCGAGGAGGAUUAAGGAGGGGUUCAAGAAGCUUCACCUGUUUCUGGAAGAAGAGGAGGAGGCCAGGUUGAAUGUACUGAGGGAGGAGGAGGAGCAGAAGAAUCAAAUGAUGAAGGAGAAGAUCAGUGUUCUGAGCAAACAUAUUUCAGAUCUGUCAGGAAUUCUUAGAUCCACAGACAAGGAGCUGAAAGCACAGUUCCUGCUGAAUUACAAGGAAACUGUGGAAAAAAUCCAGCAGCAUCCUCUUCCUGAUGACCCAGGGCCCAUCUCAGGAGCCCUGAUAAAUGAGGCCAGACAUCUGGGAAACCUGAGCUUCAAUGUCUGGAACAAGAUGAAGGAGAUGGUCUCCUACACUCCUGUAAUCUUGGAUCCAAACACGGCCCAUCCAAAAUUCAGUCUGUCCGAGAAUCUAACCAGUCUGAGGAAGGGGGAAGGAAAGCAGGAGCUUCCUGACAAUCCAGAGAGGAUCGACCACUUAAUUUUUGUCGUUGGCUCUGAGAGUUUUAUCUCAGGAUGUCACAGCUGGGAAGUGGAAGUAGGAGACAACGGCGCUUACGUGCUGGGAGUGUUAGCAGGCUCAGAUCGGAGGAAAGGGGUCAUAUUGUCCAGACUGUGGAGGCUUAUGUUCUGCAAUGGAGAACACAAAUCAAUUUCGCCAUCAGACACAGGAUCUGACAUUUCUGUGAUGGAAAAUCCAAGAAGGAUCAGGGUUCUCCUGGACUGUGAUGGAGGAUGACUGUCGUUUUCAGACGCAGAAACUGCUGCACACAUACACACCUUAACACACACUUUCACAGACAGGUUGUUUCCAUACAUCAGCACCUGGGAUGGA